Colletotrichum costaricense is the source of this 258-nucleotide messenger RNA. RefSeq lists its product as uncharacterized. The coding region runs from base 1 to 258 and encodes 85 amino acids. The transcript has a single exon. NCBI's taxonomy places the organism in Eukaryota, Fungi, Ascomycota, Sordariomycetes, Glomerellales, Glomerellaceae. The record is from RefSeq and is a predicted model, not a curated record.
AUGCCCCCGCCUCAGGUCGAGGAAACAAAGGAUCCGCGCUUCAAUCCGAAUGCAAAGGAUGCCUGGAUGGGCGCUAGGCUUGGCGAAGGCAAUCAAUCUGUCAUGGCUCAUGACUAUGAUGUCCCGGCUGCGAUACCUAAUACGGGUCCGACGCCGUCUUGGGUCAAGGAAGCCAAUGACAUUCUUGGUAUUCCGAACCAGGAUGACGAGGAUCAGCCGGGUCUCUUCGAAUAUUGCGAUUUAAAUUUUGACGAAUGA